This is a messenger RNA of Ostrinia furnacalis (Asian corn borer), 879 nucleotides long. RefSeq lists its product as uncharacterized. The coding region runs from base 1 to 879 and encodes 292 amino acids. Lineage: Eukaryota; Metazoa; Arthropoda; Insecta; Lepidoptera; Crambidae. The transcript has a single exon. The record is from RefSeq and is a predicted model, not a curated record.
AUGCCGCUAACACGUUCGCCGUCUAAUGAAUGCAGUGGAUCUGCCCCGGACCUUUCUACUGUAAGCUCCGAGAGAAAUAUUACAUUGAGGCAGGAACAAAAAAGGAAGCGGGGUGACAUGAUAGAAGAAGAUAUGAAGGCAUUUAUGGCAGAUAUGAGAAAAAUGCAAGCCUCAGCCGCAGAAGAACUAAACUCAAAAUUCACCAAACUGCAGUCCACAGUAGACGAAAUCAAACAGCAAAACAACGACAUUGCGAAGUCGAUGGAAUUUAUAUCACAAAAGUACGACGAACUGAGUAUCAGAUUAGAAAGCUGUGAAAAAGAAAGAGUAAAACAACUGACAUACAUAAAAACAUUGGAGACCAGGAUUGAGCAAAUUGAGCGGAAUGCCCGCAAUUCAAGCAUAGAAAUCAGAAACGUCCCUAAAUCCGUCUCGGAAAAUAAAGAGGAUUUGCUCAACAUUGUGAAGAGUAUCGGCUCAUCAGUUAAUAUGGAGUUAAAAAACCUCGACAUCAAAGACACUUUUCGCUACAAAUCAAAGACUUCUACAACAAUGCCUAUUGUCGUCGAGUUUGCCACUGUUCCUACAAAAGUGUCGUUGCUGAACGCAGUAAAGAAAUUCAGACAGGACACGAAAACAAACUUAACAACUGCUCACGCACACAUCGAUGGACCAAAGAAACCUAUAUACAUAUCAGACCAUCUCACAAUGCAGUCCAAAAAAGUCUUUGCAUCGGCGAGAAAAUUCGCUACUGAGAACAGCUACAAGUUCUGCUGGACGAACCAUGGUUACAUCUAUCUGCGUAAGGAGGAGGGCAGCAAAGCUGUGCUUAUUACCAGUGAAGAGGACUUAAACAAGCUGCAUAGCAACACAAUGUGA